AUGGCCGACCUGGCGCCCAGCGCGCAGCCCUACUUCCGACACCGCGCCUUCUUCCACUCGCCGCAGGGCCAGGAGAUGUACGCGCUGCAGCGCUCCGCCACGGGUGAGUCUCUUGCACUUCCUGCAGCUGGUGACCGACCUGGCGCCCAGAGCACAGCCCUACUUCCGACACCGCUCCUUCUUCCACUCGCCGCAGGGCCAGGAGAUGUACGCGCUGCAGCGCUCCGCUACGGGUGA
Molecule: messenger RNA, 237 nt
Organism: Parnassius apollo (apollo)
Lineage: Eukaryota; Metazoa; Arthropoda; Insecta; Lepidoptera; Papilionidae
Source: the annotation of a GenBank genome assembly